This is a messenger RNA of Gadus macrocephalus (Pacific cod), 2115 nucleotides long. It is a transcript of the gene spata2l, whose product is annotated as spermatogenesis associated 2-like. Gene Ontology annotation, cellular component: cytoplasm. Lineage: Eukaryota; Metazoa; Chordata; Actinopteri; Gadiformes; Gadidae. The transcript is spliced from 3 exons. The record is from RefSeq and is a predicted model, not a curated record. Bases 1 to 1749 code for a protein of 582 amino acids.
AUGAACAUCCUCUGCCAGAUAACCAAAGACCUGGUGAAGAAUUAUGAUCAUUGUUUGGAGAAGCGUUUAGAAAAGGGAGCCUCCAACCUUACAUGCGACGAUGAGGUCCUGCGUAAGGAUGCAGAGGCAAUACUGGAGAACGCCGGUGCUGAGGAUAUGCAUUCACUGGGACUGGAUCCACUGAAGGUGUUGGAGGAGUCUCUGAAGGCAACAACAGCUCUGCCAGUAUCCACUGCAAGUCCAUGCAAACGGGGGCUGAGAGGGCUGGCCAAGGCCUUUGAAGUCCUGGAGCAAGCCGCUCUAAAUCUCUAUCUGAGUCCCUGGAGAGAGGAGUACAAAGUUGUAAAGAUGUACUCCGGUAUAUUCACACACUGCAUCAAGCCAGUGCUGUCCACGGUGCAGAUCGCAAAACUUUUUGGGUUGCUAGGAUACCAGACCUGCAUAGGACAGCAAGAUCAGCUUCUUCAGGGCCGUUCCGGCGUCCCCUCCCACGGCCAACUCCUCGAGUUGUCCUGUGGGUUCUUCCUGGCCCGCUGUGAGUGUCAGCUCCUGCUGGCUGCAUUAGGGAACCACGGGGGUGAGGCGGAGUGGGAGCUGGGCAUGGUGGUGGAGCGGCGCAGAGGACACAGCCUACAGUUGGCUUUAGACAACACCAAGAAGAUGCUGGACACCAACCAAAUCCUAACGGAGGAAGUGUCGGAGGAAUGUGGUGCAGGUGGCGAGCUAGAGCUGGAUCUGUACACCGCCGGCGGGUUAAAGAGUGUCCGGGGGGAGACCGCUGGCUUCCACGAUGCCAAUGGUGGCCCCCGUUCGCUUUCAUGGGUGUCCAAUCACGGCGGCCCGGCAACGACUUCAGUCCUCAUGACGCAAAGCAACGGGUUCUCUAUCCCAUCCUCCUCCUCAAGCACAACCACGGCGGCCGCUGGUGCCACAGCCCCAGGCUCUAGGGCAAGAGAGCCCCUCUGCGUCUCCACUCUCAACUGCCAACUCUCCAAGACCUCCCCCCCAAGGCAAAUCCCGUCGGGCGCCACCCGAACAGCAUCAGCCGCUACGAAACAAGUAGCUUCCCCUGAUGAAGACUCACAGAGUCAUAACUUUGACAGAAGUGAGGUCCAGCCAUCCAUUGCAAUGAUGCCUGCGUUUGGUUUGCCACAGUCGGAAGACUCUUCGCCCCCUUCGCCAGAGCACGUUUGUGUCUGUGUCCAAUUGAGCAGUUCUCACUUGAAGAUCUGCUUGGACUGCAACACUCUGCACAGCUUAACCUGCUCCUCACUGCAGAAGUGCAGCAACAGCCAACACAUUCUAGUCAGGAGUUACAAGAACAAGGAGAAGAGCGGUAAAACCAGGCCACCGUCGUCACAAGGCCUCCACGAGCCGGGCUGGUGCAGGCCUCCGAGCCGUGCCAAAGAUGAAGCAGCCAUGUCCAUGCUUUUGUGCGAUACCACAGAUUCAAUUGUCAAAACCCCUCAGCCAAUCACGUUCCACAGCUGCUGUGACCAGACGCUGGAGCCGCAAUACGUUUGUUUCACUUGCAAGGUCUUCCACUCUGAUUCCUGCAGAGAGUGGCUGUCCUGUGAGCAGGGCCACAAAACAAAGCCGCUUCAGGUGUGCCCUUGUGGGAUGGCGUGCCCCCGAAAACCUAUAGUGCUGUGUAGAUACUGCGGCACGGAGUACUGUACCAAUUGCUGGUACAGGAACCCUGUACAAUGCACCUGUGGAGAAACUUUUGAUAAUCGGUCGUCGGUCUGAUGAAAAUAAGUAUUUGUGAAAACUAUUGCACAAUAUAAGGCACUUCCAGCCAAAUCACAGUGCCUUAUUGGAAUCAAAAUUCACUCAUUCAUUCAUAACAUGAAAUGUAACGUCAAAAUGGCAAGCUGAAACAAUCUGCCUUCUAGUCAAAGUAAUUGACAGCAUUUUUUCAAGUGGCUUUUUUUUAUUUGAGUGCUGUUUUAAACCGUCAUUCUGUAUUUUACGCACUUCAUUUUCUAGGUGUCCAUACAUUUAUCAAACUCAAAAUAAUGUUGCAUUAAUUAUUCUUGUCUCCUGCUCGUUUCAAUUAACAUUUUAGUUGACAGCAAACUUGACAGUAAUAAAAUACAUGAUAAAAGGGAAAAA